AUGUAUAAAAACGGUCACACCCUCCCAGAGAAGACUCGGCAGGUCGUCCUUGAGGCUCUGCGGUACUGCGAAACUGCAGACCGCAACCUCAAGGUGGCGCUGAUAGACGCAGAGCAGCGCGUAAAACAGGCGAAGCAAGAGUUCCUGGAACGAGAACGGGAGGCUGCGAAACUGUCCAACACUUUUGCAGCUACAAGGCUGUCUAGAAUUAUGGAGCUCACAAACUUCAUUGUCAAUCAACAGCAAGUGGAUUUGUCAGAGCUUAAGCCUCUGGAAAUCGAAGCUAUAUAUAAAUGUUUCGUGCCGUAUGUUAAGCAGAUGAAGGUCAUUGAAAUACGAGAACAAGAAUUCCACCUCGUAAAGCAAAAAAUUGAAACCAACGCGGAAAUUUACACGCUGUAUAAGCAUGAUCUGGCAACCAAGGACAAGCAUUAA
Molecule: messenger RNA, 435 nt
Organism: Babesia ovata
Lineage: Eukaryota; Apicomplexa; Aconoidasida; Piroplasmida; Babesiidae
Product: diguanylate phosphodiesterase, putative
Exons: 3
Coding region: 1-435 (144 amino acids)
Source: RefSeq, a predicted model, not a curated record